CAUAUCGUGUACUUCCCCACCGUUGCCCUGGCAACUACUAUAACACAGUCGAAUGGCAACUACUUACACAUAAUGCAGUUUAAUACAGGCAAACGCUACAUAUAAUAGCUAUACAGAUACUUGUGCAUGCUUAUUAUACUGGAGCGCAAGCCCGAAUAUGGUUAAGCAAACUAUACAAAUCUUUGCCCGCGUCAGACCGACAAAGAAAGUCACCUCGGUGUACUCGGUCGAUGAUGAGGAGGAGAAGGUGGGCUCCAGCCUGGAGUUUGUCGUUCCCCGGGACCUGGCCGACGGCUUCAUCAACAACAAGAAGGAGAGCUACGUAUUCAGGUUCCAGAAGGUGUUUGAUCAAGAGGCCAAGCAGGAAGAGGUCUUUGAGCACAUCGCCAAGCCAGUGGCCGACAAUGUUCUGGGCGGGUACAAUGGGACCAUCUUUGCGUACGGACAGACCGGCAGCGGGAAGACCUUCACCAUCACGGGGGGAGCCGAACGCUACAGCGACCGGGGAAUCAUCCCACGCACGCUCUCCUACCUGUACCAGCACUUCAGCCAGGACAGCAGUAAGCAGUACAGUGCCCACAUCUCCUACCUGGAGAUCUACAACGAGUUCGGCUACGAUCUACUGGAUCCCCGCCACGAGGCGUCUCGUCUGGAGGAUCUACCGAAAGUGUCCAUCAUGGAGGACGAAGAUCAAAAUAUCCACCUGAAGAACCUGUCAAUCCAGCAGUCGGCCAAUGAGGAGGAGGCCCUGAACUUGCUGUUCCUGGGGGACACCAAUCGGAUGAUCGCUGAGACCCCUAUGAACCAGGCCUCCACGCGCUCACACUGCAUCUUCACGGUGCACGUGUGCAGCAGGGAGCCCGGCUCCUCCACGCUGAGACGCUCCAAACUGCACCUGGUGGACCUGGCAGGGUCUGAGCGCGUGGGGAAGACCGGUGUGGGGGGCCAGCUCCUCACCGAGGCCAAGUACAUCAACCUGUCCCUGCACUACCUGGAGCAGGUGAUCAUCGCUCUGUCGGAGAAGAACCGCUCACACAUUCCGUACCGGAACUCCAUGAUGACCUCGGUCCUACGGGACAGCCUGGGCGGGAACUGCAUGACCACCAUGAUCGCCACCGUGUCCGUGGACAAGAGGAACGUCGACGAGUCCAUCUCUACCUGCCGAUUCGCCCAGCGGGUGGCGCUCAUCAAGAACGAGGCGCGGCUGAACGAGGAGCAGGACCCCGCUCUGGUGAUCUUACGUCUGAAGAAGGAGGUCCAGUCUCUGAAAGAGGAGCUGGCCUUGGUGACGGGAGAGCCGAGAGAAGAUGAGCUGACCGAGGAGGAAAUGCAAAAACUGGGGGAGCAGCUGAAGAAGUUUCUGGAAGAUCGUGAUCCUGACUGCACUCUGGACCUGGGGCCUGAUAUGAGAAAGAUCCAGCACUGCUUCACUCUGCUCAAAGUGAUGGUGCGGGAGCGGUUCACGGGCGUGGCUCGGGGAGGGGAGCCGGCGGGGACUCCAGACCUCUCCUCCUUCUCCAGCACGCGGGGGAGCCCGGAGCCCGAGGAGCGGAGCCAGGAGGAGGUGAAGAGGCUGAAGGACAUGCUCCAGCAGCGGGACAAUGAGAUCAGCGUGCUGGUGAGCAUGCUGAAGAAGGAGAAGAAGAAGGUUCAGGACUCCGCCUCCCAGCUGGCCUGCGUCAUGAGCGGCCUCCCGCUGUCCCAGAAUGCACUGCAGCUGCCCGAGGCCGCCGCGAACCAGGACACCCCCGACGACGGCUCCGCCCGCUACGCACCGCACAGGAGGAGAAGACUGGAGCUGUCGGUGGGACGGCAGGAGGCAUUCGAGAUUUUCAUGAAGGACCACGAGGACAGCCUGGUGAUCGAGGACAACAAGGCCAUCCUCAAGCUGAGGUUUGCUGAAGCGAAGGCACUUGGGGAGCAGGUGAACGAGGCCAGAGGCCAGAAUGAGCUGAAGAGGCAGUUGGAGCAGAGGAGGAUGCAGACUGCAGCUCAGGGGGUGACUGAGGGUACUGCAGAGGCAAUGGAGCCGGACCCUGUGGACGAGAGACUGUGUGGACAGAUCGAGCAGGAGAAGACCGGGUAUAAGAGCACCUUCGGUCGGCUGAAGGCCCUGAAGACGGAGAUAGAGCACUUGCAGCUGCUGCUGGAGAGGUCAAAGGUCAAAGUGCAGAGGGACUUCCAAGAGUGGUGGGCGGGGGAGUCGGCCAGGCUGCAGGAAGAGAGGUCAGAGGUCACAGCUGCAGGUCAGAGUUCAGCGUGCCCAAAUCAGCAGCCGGAACCGUCGGCCGCCGCACAUGACAGGGGGUCUGCGCAGAAGCAUCACACGGGGGUCGGAGCUUCGCCAACCAAAGAGCCGGGGUCCCGAACCCGGCCGAGGAGCAGGGACCCGCCCCAGCAGGACUCCCCGAGAGCCCUGGUCCCUGCUGGUUCCUCCUGUCCCAUCCCUCUCACUGGAGACCUGCAGACUGAUGCAGACAUACUGGCCUUCGUUAGAGCCAGACACAACCUGCUCAACAGAACUGUCGGACACUGUGACACGCUGGACAUGGUGACACAUCUCCUCCUGACGUCCGUAGAGACGGUGGUCCCACCUCGCCCGCCGUUUCCUCUAUCGGCGUCACCCCCCCCCCGUCCCACACUCUGA
This is a messenger RNA of Conger conger (European conger), 2647 nucleotides long. It is a transcript of the gene kif6, whose product is annotated as kinesin family member 6. The coding region runs from base 158 to 2647 and encodes 829 amino acids. Gene Ontology annotation, biological process: microtubule-based movement. Gene Ontology annotation, molecular function: microtubule binding; microtubule motor activity; ATP binding. NCBI's taxonomy places the organism in Eukaryota, Metazoa, Chordata, Actinopteri, Anguilliformes, Congridae. The record is from RefSeq and is a predicted model, not a curated record. The transcript has 23 exons.